AUGAAGAUUCCCUUUUAUCUUUUGGGAACGAGUUUUGCUGGGACGCUGCCGAAUUCUUGCCAAGGUGGAAAGCAACUGAACCUGCUCGCCGAAUUAAUCUCCGCUACGCCCGUUGCUGAGCGGAAAGGGAUCACCUUAGUGCGGGACUACUCGCCUGAAUUCAAGAAGGAAGUGAACGGAUAUCGCUUCGACGAGGAAGCCCGACUCCUUUCCCUCCGCGCUGCAGAGGCGCUCGGAAACUGCUCCAAAUUUCCAUCAGAAAGCUCCUUGCUCCUCACAAUCAAGCCCGGAAGAAUCGACACCAAGGGACAGUUCUUGAUCACUCUUCUAGAGCGGCAAGCGAGGCCGCACCGACCGCUUUUUGGACUCAGACUGCAUUACGAUACGAUUUAUUUGGAUCUGCCGAAUGUGAGUCAUCGGAACUCGCCGAGGGUUCAUGUCCCGAAUUUGCAUGAUGGAUGGUGGCACUCGAUUUUUGUCACUUUUGCUGAAGGACAGAUUCAAGUUUCUGUGGACUGCGAAGUGAUGACGGUCCACAAUCCAAAUGAUCAAGCCGUGAAGAAGUUGACGAGCGAAGUCGACCUGACAAAAGCCGACUUUUAUCUCGGCUCCCGACGAGUGCCCAAACAACGCUUCAAGGGUUUGUUCCGACAAGUUCGUUUUGGCGUUGGCUUCGACAUUUCCCGAUUAUGCGAGUCGGACUCGUUUGUGGCCGCUUUGGCCGAGCGACGACGGCCGGCCCAGAUCAAAGCAGACUUUUCGCUCGUCAAAUUCGAAACCAACUCCCCUGGCGACAACUUCUGCGACGCCAGAGCUCGAGGACAUCUUCUUUACGGUGGCGAAAACGACUUGAUGCUCUGCGAUGGUCAUUCCUGGAAGGGGUUGAUGGGAGCAAGUCGACCGAGGCUGAAUUUUAUAGAGAAGAUAGGGAGUUUUGAACCGAGGGAGCCGAUUCUUCACAGCUGUCAUUUUACUAUUCCUGGGGAAGGAUAUUUUAUGGUGACGACUUCAGCGAAAAAAGUCUCUCUGUGGCGCUGGGCGCCAGAUUCGUCGAUCUUCAAAGAAGACAAAACUUCCGAACUCCGGGGGGACGGCGCUUCAAGCUCAACAUUCUUCGCAUUUGAAAAUGCUUUCUAUCUCAUUAUCGUUACGGUGUAA
Oikopleura dioica is the source of this 1158-nucleotide messenger RNA. Lineage: Eukaryota; Metazoa; Chordata; Appendicularia; Copelata; Oikopleuridae. The record is from the annotation of a GenBank genome assembly.